This is a messenger RNA of Sinocyclocheilus rhinocerous, 8741 nucleotides long. RefSeq names its product IgGFc-binding protein. Bases 13 to 8397 code for a protein of 2794 amino acids. The transcript has 20 exons. Gene Ontology annotation, molecular function: protein binding. NCBI's taxonomy places the organism in Eukaryota, Metazoa, Chordata, Actinopteri, Cypriniformes, Cyprinidae. Gene Ontology annotation, cellular component: extracellular matrix. The record is from RefSeq and is a predicted model, not a curated record.
UGGGCUCCAGCCAUGGAGACGCAAUCUUUUCUUUGCUAUCUGGCAGUUUUAACAGUAACUGUAGUCAGCGGAUGUCCAAUAGGCCGUGAAUUCAUCACUGCUUUCAUGACAAAUUACCAAUAUGGAAAAGCCAGUCUGACUCUCUCCAUAACAGCACAUAAUUCCCCUGCCACUGUGAAAAUUGAGAUAAAGGCACUGAGCUACAGUGAAAAAGUGAGCGUUGGACAAGGUGAGACCAAAUGGAUUGUCCUCCCACAAAACACUGAGAUUGAAGGUGACGGAGCCUUCCGCAAAACUGUCUACAUCUCUUCUACUGCCGAUAUCUCAGUCGUUUCAUCCAACUUAAAGGAAUUCACCGGAGACAGCAGUGUGAUCUUCCCAAUAAAUCAACUUGGCCAGCGUUAUGUAGUUUUUACUCCGAACACGGGUCCAAGUCCGUAUAAAAAGCUGGUAGCCAUAAUCAACGGCAAUUAUAUGAACACAGUCGAGAUUGUCUCCAAUUCAGGAAAUCCUUGGAAUGCCAUUUUUGGAAAAACCAAAACCAUCAAGUUGGCUCCCUACGAAGUUUAUCAACAUCGCAGUCUUGAAACUUUGACUGGAACACAAAUUAAAUCCACGUCUCCAGUGGCUGUCCUGGCAGGACACGAGUGCUCCAUGAUCAUAGGCAGCUGUGAGCAUGUCUUUGAGCAGCUGGUGCCAGUUGAGUCUCUCUCCAAUGAAUACUUGGUCCCUGCAAUGCAUCAGUCCUUCAGCAAGGACACAGCCUAUGUGGUUGCUCCAGAGGACAACACUAUUGUGUCAGUUUUCAGUGGGCAUAGUUGGCAUCACAAAAAAAACAAACUAAAUGCUGGAGACGUUUUAACGGUUGAUUUGAGCAAAAAUGCUAAGCUCAUUCAAAGUAGUAACAACGUAAUGGUAAUGUAUUUCAGUAGCAAUUUUCCCAAUGAUGAGUUUCUAACCAAUGUCAUACCCACCUCUGAGAUGUCAAAAUCAUGGACCAUUCAUGCUCAAGAUGGCUACGAUAACACUCUUGUUGUUGUUGCCGAAGCAGCAUCAGCCUCCACUAUCAGCGGUUCAUUGAAGUGGAAAACAUUCCCUGCUAAUGAAAAGUUUGUAUGGGCUACCAAGUCAAUUGGUACACAGAAAGGUCCCAUCACUGUAUCUGGUGAUUCGCUGAUGGCUGCUUAUGUUUUUGGUGGGAAAAUAAGGCACGGUUAUGCCACCACAGGAGUGUGUAACACAGCUUUUACGGCAACACCGGCUCCACCAGACCCCUGUGAGAUUGUUAAGUGCCGUGAGCAGGAGGAGUGCAGAAAGGGUGUCUGCGUCCCCACUUCCACUGCCACAUGUCAGGCAGUUGGCGAUCCCCAUUACAAAACAUUUGAUGGGAAACUAUUUGACUUUCAGGGAACUUGUACCUACAUCAUGGUAAACAAUACAAAGCCUCAAAAAGGCCUCACACCUUUUACCAUCUUGGCAAAGAAUAAUCACCGGGGAAGCACAAGGGUGGCAUAUGUAAGGACGGUUUCUGUCCUUGUGUACAAUCAUAAAGUGGUGGCUGGCAGCCAAAGAGGAGUAGUAGAGUUUGACGGUGAAAACACUUACCUGCCUUUAACUAUAGAUGGCGGCAAAAUAAAAGUCGAUCAGAGGGGAUGGAAUGUCAUUAUAUCGACGGAUUUUGGCUUAGAGGUGAAAUAUGACUGGAAUAUGAUGUUGUACAUUACAGCCCCAAGUAGCUAUUUCCAGACUGUAGGUGGUCUUUGUGGAAACUAUAAUGGUGACCGAAGAGAUGAAUUUAUUGAUCCCAAAGGCCAAGUGCUCUCCAAUGUCAUUGCGUUUGCUAAGACCUGGAAAGUUCCAGAUAAUGAUUUGUUUUGCAAUGAUGACUGCAAUGGACAAUGCCCAAGUUGCUCUUUAGGUCUUCAAGACGAGUACAAAAAAGACACAAACUGUGGUGUCAUGGCUAAAACGGAUGGGCCAUUUGCUAUUUGCCACGACACUGUGGAUCCCCAGAUGUAUGUAGAUAACUGUGUCUAUGAUGUCUGUAUUAAUAAUGGUAUGAGAAGCUUCCUCUGCAAUAACAUUCAAAGCUACGUCGAUGCUUGCAUGUCAGCUGGAAUCAAGAUUCCUGGAAAAUGGAGGACACUUUCCAACUGCCCACUGGAUUGUCCAGUCAACAUGUAUUAUGACGCCUGCGGCACAGCCUGUGCUGCCUCUUGUGCUGAUCGAGAUGCACCAAGCAAAUGCACGCUGCCAUGUGUGGAGGGCUGCCAAUGCAACGCAGGUUUUGUCCGCAGUGGAGAUGAAUGCAUACCUUUGAAAAAGUGUGGCUGCACAUACAACGGCCGAUAUUAUCUACCCGAGCAGACAUUUUGGGGGGACCAAAAAUGCACAGAGAAAUGUGUGUGCAACUCUCAAACUGGAAAAGUUGAUUGUACAGUGACAAAAUGUAAGAAAUCCCAAGUGUGUGAAACCCGGAAUGGAGUGAGAGAUUGUUAUCCAACGUCCUAUAGUACCUGUCAGGGUGCAGGGGAUCCACACUACCGCACAUUUGAUGGCAAAACCUUUGACUUCCAAGGAACCUGCACUUAUUAUUUGUCCAAACUACUCAAUACAGCUGAGCCAUCACUGAUCCCCUUUGAGGUACUGGUCAAGAAUGAGAACAGAGGAAGGAACAUGGCAGUUGCUUAUACCAAGACUGUAUCAUUAACAGUCUAUGGAUACACAAUUGUCAUGAGUAAAGAUGAUCCAGGCAAAGUGAAGGUCAACGAUCUGUUUGUGAAUUUGCCAUUUGAACAAGAGGAAGGUCGAUUCUCCAUAUUCCGCAGCGGGUACUUUGGUGUGAUAAAAACUGACUUUGAUCUGACUUUGAAAUUCAACUGGGAAAGCCAUGUAGUGCUGACUCUCCCCAGCACUUACUCCGGUGAAGUGGGAGGGCUUUGCGGCAACUGGAACAACAACAAUAAUGAUGAUUUGCUGACUCCUGACAAAACUCCUGCUUCAACCCCAACAAUUUUCGGAACCAGCUGGAAAGUCAAAGAUGACCCUGGAUGCUCAGAUGGAUGUCAAGGCAAAGCAUGUCCUAAAUGUGAUGCCACAGAGAGAAACCAAGUCACUUUUACAAAGCCUUGCAGCAAGAUCACAGACAAACUGGGACCAUUUAAAGGUUGCCAUGUUAAAGUGAAUCCAAAUCAGUUUUAUGAAGAUUGUGUGUAUGAUAUGUGUAUGUAUGGUGGCCAUUCAUCAGCCCUCUGCAGUGCUCUUACUGCAUACACAGCUGCUUGCCAAGAGGCACUUGGCCAGGUGGAAGCCUGGAGAACUGACAGUUUCUGCCCUGCAUCCUGUAUGGAAAACAGCUACUAUGAGGUUUGCGCAACAGGAUGUUCCCAGACCUGCCAUGGCCUCACUGAGCCCAAGGCCUGUGAGGGCACUCCUUGCAUUGAAGGCUGUAUAUGUGAUGAAGGCUUUGUCCUGAGCAAUGGUGAGUGUGUGGCUAUGGAACGAUGUGGCUGUUCUUACAAGGGCCGUUACUACCAGCUGGGCCAGGAGUUCUUCCCUCAAGACAAGUGCAAGCAGAGAUGUGUGUGCAAAGAGAACGGAAGAGUUCAGUGUGAUGAUGGAUUCAACUGCAAACCAAACGAGAAGUGCCAGGUCCUGAAUGGGGUUCAGGGCUGUUUCCCUGAUGGCAAAGCAGUUUGCUCAGUGUCAGGCUUUGGGCUUUAUCAGUCAUUUGAUGGGAAAUCCUUUACUGUUGAAGGAGACUGUGAGUAUAGAUUGGCAGAGACAGCUCAAGGCAAGGAUGAGGACAUGAGCUUUUUUAGUGUGUUAGUGAAACAGCUGUCCUCCUCUGAGACUGUCUUCACUCGAAGAGUUGAAAUACAAAUAGAACAAUCCACGAUCACUUUGCUGCCUGGCCACAUCUGGGAGGUUCAGGUGGACAAUGUUAAAACCUAUCUCCCCACGACUGUAGAUGAAGGACUGGCACAAGUCUAUCAGAGCGGUAUUAACAUUGUUGUGGAAACAAACUUUGGAUUGAAACUGACAUAUGAUACUAUUUCCAUGGCCAAAAUCGAGAUCCCAUCCACUUUUAAAAAUGCAGUCAAAGGUCUCUGCGGUAACUACAAUGGAAACAAUGCAGAUGAUUUUCUUUUGCCCGGUGGUAUUCAGGCAGCUUCCGUGGUAGAUUUUGCUGAGGCCUGGGUUUCACCAUCAGACAAAAUGAUGUGCCAAACAAGCUGUGGCUCCAAGUGUUUAAAUCCUGAUAAAGACAAACAGAAAGAGGCAGAGACAGCUUGCAGUAUACUAAUCUCAGAGAAGGGGCCAUUUUCUGGUUGUUACGAAAAAAUUCCACCUCAGACAUUCUUUGAUGAAUGUGUGAAAGAUGUGGCAGCCCAACCAAAUGACAAGACGGUUCACUGUCGCCACAUACAAAGGUAUGUUGCCAGCUGUCAAGAGAUUGGGACGUCAGUCAACAUCUGGAGGAAUAAAACCUUCUGUCCACUCACAUGUUUCAAAAAUAGUCACUAUGAGCUCUGUGCUGACACCUGUUCCACGACCUGUGCAAGCCUGACAAAGUCACAGAAAUGCCCAUUGUGUCAGGAAGGAUGUCAGUGUGAUGAUGGCUUUUUGUUUGAUGGAGGUGAAUGUAGGACUUUGGAUAGCUGUGGUUGUCAUGUAGAUGGGACGUUUUACAAGUCUGGUCAGACAGUAAUUCGAGGAGAGUGUGAUGAGAAAUGCACCUGCAAAGCUGGAGUGUUCUCCUGUGAACCCUUGGAAUGUGUUGAAGAUGAGAUUUGUGGCAAAAAAGAUGGUGCCAUUGGAUGCUACAACAAAGACACAUACUGUCCAGUCAACAUGUAUUAUGACGCCUGCGGCACAGCCUGUGCCGCCUCUUGUGCUGAUCGAGAUGCACCAAGCAAGUGCACGCUGCCAUGUGUGGAGGGCUGCCUCUGCAAUGCAGGUUUUGUCCGUAAAGGAGAUGAAUGCAUACCUGUGAAAAAGUGUGGCUGCACUUACAAAGGCCGAUAUUAUCUACCCGAGCAGACAUUUUGGGGUGAGAAACAAUGCACAGAGAAAUGCGUGUGCAACCCUCAAACUGGAAAUGUUGAAUGCACACCAACAAAGUGUAAGAAUUCUCUAGUGUGUGGCACACAGAAUGGAGUGAAAGACUGUUACCCAUUGUCCUAUAGUACCUGUCAGGGUGCAGGGGAUCCACACUACCGCACAUUUGAUGGUAAAACCUUUGAUUUCCAAGGAACCUGCACUUAUUAUUUGUCCAAACUACUCAAUACAGCUGAGCCAUCACUGAUCCCCUUUGAGGUACUGGUCAAGAAUGAGAACAGAGGAAGGAACAUGGCAGUUUCUUUUACCAAGACUGUAUCAUUAACAGUCUAUGGAUACACAAUUGUCUUAAGUAAGGAAAGUCCACGCAAAGUAAAGGUCAACGAUCUGUAUGUGAAAUUGCCAUUUGAACUAGAAGAUGGUCGGCUCUCUAUAUUCUACAGUGGGUACUUUGGUGUGAUAAAAACUGACUUUGGUCUGACUUUGAAAUUCAACUGGGAAAGCCAUGUAGAGCUGAUUCUCCCCAGCACUUACUCCGGUGAAGUGGGAGGGCUUUGUGGCAACUGGAACGGCAAUGCCAAUGAUGAUUUGCUGAAUCCGAACAACACCCUUGUUUCAAACCCAACAAUUUUCGGAACCAGCUGGAAAGUCAAAGAUGACCCUGGAUGCUCAGAUGGAUGUCAGGGCAAAGCAUGUCCUAAAUGUGAUGCCACAGAGAGAAACCAAGUCACUUUUACAAAGCCUUGCAGCAAGAUCACAGACAAACAGGGACCAUUUAAAGGUUGCCAUGUUAAAGUGAAUCCAAAUCAGUUUUAUGAAGAUUGUGUGUAUGAUAUGUGUAUGUAUGGUGGCCAUUCAUCAGCCCUCUGCAGUGCUCUUACUGCAUACACAGCUGCUUGCCAAGAGGCACUUGGCCAGGUGGAAGCCUGGAGAACUGACAGUUUCUGCCCUACAACCUGCAAGGCAAACAGCCACUAUGAGGUUUGUGCAACAGGAUGCCCCCAGACCUGCCGUGGCCUCACUGAGCCCAAGAACUGUAAGGGCACUCCCUGUGUUGAAGGCUGCACAUGUGACAAAGGUUUUAUCCUGAGCGAUGGUGACUGUGUGGCUGCGCAGCAGUGUGGCUGUACUUACAAGGGCCUGUACUACCAGCUGGGCCAGGAGUUCUUCCCUCAAGACAAGUGCAAGCAGAGAUGUGUGUGCAAAGAGAACGGAAGAGUUCAGUGUGAUGAUGGAUUCAACUGCAAACCAAACGAGAAGUGCCAGGUCCUGAAUGGGGUUCAGGGCUGUUUCCCUGAUGGCAAAGCAGUUUGCUCAGUGUCAGGCUUUGGGCUUUAUCAGUCAUUUGAUGGGAAAUCGUUUACUGUUGAAGGAGACUGUGAGUAUAGAUUGGCAGAGACGGCUCAGAACAAAAAUAAGGAGAACUCUUUCAGUGUUUUAGUGAAACAGCUGUCCUCCUCUGAGACUGUCUUCACUCGAAGAGUUGAAAUACAAAUAGAACAAUCCACGAUAACUUUGCUGCCUGGCCACAUCUGGGAGGUUCAGGUGGACAAAGUUCAAACCAAUCUCCCAGCUACUCUAAAUGAAGGACUUGUACAAGUCUAUCAGAGCGGUGUUAAUAUUGUUGUGGAAACAAACUUUGGAUUGAAACUGACAUAUGAUACUAUUUCCAUGGCCAAAAUCGAGAUCCCAUCCACUUUUAAAAAUGCAGUCAAAGGUCUCUGUGGUAACUACAAUGGAAACAGUGCAGAUGAUUUUCUCCUGCCAGGCGGUAUUCAGACUUCUUCUGUGGAAUACUUUGCCGAGGCCUGGGUUUCACCAUCAGACAAAAUGAUGUGUAAAACAGGUUGUGCCUUCAAUUGUUUCAAUCCUGACAAAGACCAACAGAAAGAGGCAGAGACAGCUUGCAGUAUACUAAUCUCAGAGAAGGGGCCAUUUUCUGGUUGCUAUGAAAAAAUUCCACCUCAGACAUUCUUUGAUGAAUGUGUGAAAGAUGUGGCAGCCCAACCAAAUGACAAGACAGUUCACUGUCGCCACAUACAAAGGUAUGUUGCCAGCUGUCAAGAGAUUGGGACGUCAAUCAACAUCUGGAGGAAUAUCACCUUCUGUCCACUUGAGUGUUCAGGUAACAGUCAUUAUGAGCUUUGCGCUGACACCUGUUCCUCAACCUGCGCCAGCCUGACUAACUCACAGAGAUGUCCACCAUGUCAGGAGGGAUGUCAGUGUGAUGAUGGCUUCUUGUUUGAUGGAGGUGAAUGUAAGACUUUGCAGGAUUGUGGUUGUCAAGUAGAUGGAAAGUUUUACAAGUCUGGUGAGGCAAUCAUUCGGGAUGAGUGUACAGAAACAUGCCUCUGCAAAGCUGGAGUGUUCUCCUGUGAACCUUUGAAAUGUAGCACCGAUCAGAUCUGUGACAAAAAAGAAGGAGUCACUGGGUGUUACAAGAAAGAUCCUUGCAGUAACCAUGAGUGCCGUGAAAAAGAGUACUGCACUGUAAAGGACAACAAGGCACUGUGCAUUGCAAAAUCAAAGGCCUCUUGCAUUGCCAAGGGAGACCCUCAUUACAGAACCUUUGAUGGCAACCACUUCUCCUUCCAGGGUACUUGCACCUAUACUUUAGUUAAAACUUCAGGCAAAGACCAAACACUGACACCGUUCAACAUCGUCAACAAGAACGAUAUGCUCAAAGGCACACGUGGUUCUUACGUCAAGUCAGCCACCAUUACAGUCAGAGGACAUGAAAUCACAUUCAUCCAAGGCAACCGCAAUCGUGUGACAAUUGAUGGCACAGUUUCAAACCUUCCUGUGAGUUUAAAUUCUGAAGGGAUCAGCAUCACCCUCUCUGGCAGUAUAGGGGUUUUGCAGACAGAUUUUGGCUUGGAGGUCAAGUUUAACUGGGCAGAUACCCUUAUGGUGACAUUGUCCAGUAGCUACUACAAUAACAUAGUCGGGAUGUGUGGAACCUACAAUAAUGAUGUGGAGGAUGAUUAUGUCACACCGAGUGGUAAUAGCAUGACAGACAUCACAGAAUGGGCAAAGUCUUGGAGUGUCCCUGAAAGCAACGGCAACUGCUGGCACUUUCCCCCUUGCUCAGAUGAAAAUAAGUUGCUAUAUAGCGGACUAAGCUACUGUGGCAUGUUAGAGAAUGAAACAGGCCCGUUUGCCCAGUGCCAUGACAUAAUAUCAAAGAGGCGAUUUGCUGCUGACUGCCUUUUCCAGAUGUGUCUCAAUGAUGGAAGUCAGAAUGCUUUCUGCAAUGCCUUCAAUAAUUAUGUGUCCGCUUGUGCGCUGAUAAAGGCUGACGUGUCUCCAGAGUGGAAGCAGCUUGCUAACUGCUGAUGAAGAUUUUUUUCCACCAUGUUUCGUUAUCCCUAAAAGAAGUGAAAUUAAAAUUAUUAAAUAAUUAACUUGUGCAUUUCACAAUAUAUUGACAUAUAACAAUGUCUCAGUUUCUGUCAUUACUUAAUAUCAUAUUACUUAAUUUGUGCGUUGGUGUUUUAAAUGGAUGUUUAAGCAAGUUUGUUUUCUUAAAUGACUACAUAUUCAUGGAUGUCAACUUGUGCUGUCCACAAAUCAGUCUAUAAUUAAUCUUGGGUUAAACUGUUCUGUAUUUUCCUUCAAAUGCCUCCAUACUUAUCAUGUUUUAAAUAUAUGUUAUUAUUAAACUUCUUAAAUUCUUGCAU